CAAAUCAUUAUUAGCAGCAGCACACCUGCUCGCGCCCUUCCGCUCUCUCUCUCUCCGCCCAGAGGCGCACCUUGUCAUUGGGCAUCUCGACGGCUGACGCAGGGCGUGUGACGGCUGCGCGUUCGGAACUGGUUUGUCCUGUGGGGCUUGCUGUAGGGAAAUGGUGCACGGGGCAUAGAGAGGCUGGCAGCGCUUGGUCUCAGCAGGAAGAGAAGAAAAGGAGGGAGGGACGCGCAGCACUGGAGAUGGGCCUGAGUUAAUAAAACAUGCUGCGGAACACGAUUUUUCACUUUCCCACGGCCAUGAAUGGCGGCCCAGGCAUGUGGGCCAUCACCACAGAGGAGAGGACCAAGCACGAUAAGCAGUUUGCCGGUCUGAAGCCUAUCAAUGGACUAAUUAGCGGUGACCAAGCACGCAGCUUCUUCUUACAAUCUGGUCUCCCAUCCUCCAUUUUAGCUGAAAUAUGGGCCCUGUCAGACCUCAACAAAGAUGGCAAGAUGGACCAGCUGGAGUUCUCCAUUGCAAUGAAACUCAUCAAACUGAAACUGCAGGGACAAUCUCUGCCCUUGGUCUUACCUCCUGUAAUGAAACAGCCUCCAGUCUUCUCGCCAUUAUCCGCCUCCCGCUAUGGAAUGGGGAGCAUGCCAAACUUGUCCAUGCCACCACCCAUGCCUUCCCUCAUACCCAUAGCACCCACAACAUCCUUAACCUCUAUGAGCUCUUUGCCUCCCCUGCAUAUGUCAACUCCCCUGGUGCCUUCUCUUGGCUCAUCAUCAACGUUGCCAAAUGGAACAUCCACUGCUAUGCUUUCGUCUUUCUGUGUGCCUUUGUCUUCUUCCACACUGCCUCCUAACAGCUCAAUAAAUCUCAUGGGUGGAGGAUUCAGUGGCACCACUAUGCAGAAGACUCAGUCUCUGAUAGACUUGGCAUCCAGCAGCUCAAAUUCCUCAUCUACCACCUCUCUCACUGGCAACUCCCCGAAAGCCAGUAACCAGGACUGGGCAGUGCCUCAGACAUCCAGACUGAAAUACAGGCAGAAGUUCAACAACCUCGAUAAAGCCAUGAGCGGAUACCUUACCGGUUCUCAAGUGAAGAAUGCACUGGUGCAGUCAAGCCUUUCUCAUACACAGCUUGCCACUAUCUGGAAUUUGGCUGAUAUAGACAAAGAUGGAAAGCUAAAACCUGAUGAAUUUGUCCUAGCCAUGUACUUAACGGACAUGGCUAAAUCCGGGCAACCCCUCCCACUCACUCUUCCCCCAGAACUGGUUCCUCCUAGUUUUCGCGGAAGUGUAAAUAUCACUGCUAGUGACCCUAUCAAUGGAACAUUACCUCUGUACAACAGAAUGCAUGAGGAAGAACCACCUCAAAAAAAGACAGCAGCGACAUUUGAGGAGAGGCGAAAGGAGAACAUGGAGAAGGGCAACAUGGAGCUGGAGAAGAGGAGGCAGGUGCUUGUGGAGCAGCAGCAGAGGGAGGCCGAGCGGAAGGCACAGAAAGAGCGGGAAGAACUGGAGCGCAGAGAGAGGGAGCGCCAGGAGCAGGAGCGCAAGAAGCAGAUGGAGCAAGAAAGGCGCAUGGAGCGACAGCGUGAACUAGAGAGGCAGAGGGAGGAAGAGAAGAGGAAGGAAAUUGAAAGAAGAGAGGCAGCAAAGCAAGAGCUUGAGCGACAGAGGCAGCAGGAGCUGGAUAGAAUCCGUCGGCAAGAGCUGUUCAACCAAAGGAACAGAGAGCAGGAGGAGAUUGUGAAGCUGAAGUCUAAGAAGAAGAGCUUACAGCUGGAACUAGAGGCACUUGAGGAUAAACACCAGCAGAUCACUUCAAGAGUCCAAGAUAUACGGGGGAAAAAACAGCUGAAGAGGACCGAGCUGGAGACCAUAGACAGAAAGUGUGAUGCAGGAAUUAUAGAGAUCAAGCAACUGCAACAAGAACUGCAGGAAUAUCAAAGCAAGCUGAGCAUUUUGCUUCCUGAAAAGCAGUUUUUGAAUGAGAAGAUUAAUGAGAUACAAGCUGUUAACUCUAAUGACAAACCAAGCACAGGUUUUCAUGGAUUUCAUAAGAAAGUCUCGGAGAAAGAUGAUCUCUGCCAAAGACUGCGGGAACAGCUGGAGGCCCUGGAGAAGGAAACCAGUUCAAAGCUGCAGGAAAUGGACUUGUUUAAUAACCAACUUAAGGAUCUGAGAGAAAGCUACAGUAAGCAACAGGCUGCCUUGCAUCAGCUGCAGAAGAUCAAGCAGGAAAAACUGAGGGAAGCAGAGCAGAAACGAGCUGAGCAGGAGCAAAAGAAGCACGAGGAAGAAGAGGCUGCAAGGAGAGCCAAGCAAGAGAAAGAAAACCUCUGGCUGGAAAAUCUUAAGAAAGAAGAAGAAGAGAAGCAGAAGCGCUUAGAAGAUGAGAGAAGGAAAGAGCAGAAACUUCUGGAAAAGCAGAGAGCAGAGGAAGAAGUGAAUGCACGGCAGAGGGAAGCCCAGCAAAGGCUGGCAGAGGAGAAGAGAAAGCAGGUCGAGAGUGAAGAGGAACAGAGGAAGAAGCAGCAGGAAGUGGAAAAGCACAGGCAGGCUCAGCUGAAGAAGGACCUGGAGGAGAAGAGCAAGGUGGAGGAAGAGGAGAAGAGACGUAAGGAAAGCGCUGGCCGCAAAGACUCUGAGAAGCGAUUCUCCAAACUCAGCCUGGAUGAGAAGUUCACUGACAAACUGAAGAAUAUUGGAGGCAGGAACGGCAGCUCUGAGCGAGGGAAAGAAGCCAGCACCUCCAGUGUCUCCGAUAACAGAAAAUCCUCGACGUCUGCAUUUGUCAACUACACGGCCUUGUACCCAUUCGAGGCUCGAAAUGGAGAUGAGCUGAGCUUCAAUGCUGGGGAUACCCUCCAGGUGGACGAGAAUAAUGCAGGGGAACCUGGCUGGCUGUAUGGCUGCUUGAGGGGAAAUGUCGGCUGGUUCCCUUCCAACUACGCAGAGAAAUCUGCUGAGACUGAGGCACCACUAUCGCCGAAAAAGGCCUUACUGCCUCCUGCUAUCUCCUUGUCUACCUCAUCUCCUGCCAAGCCACUUUUGACGAGUAAAUCCUCCUCGGAGCUAGAUACAGAGUAUCAGAACCUUCCUUUCUCCAGCCUUAACGUGAACAACACAACGUGGCAGAAAACAUCUGCAUUUACCCGUACUGUAUCCCCGGGCACCAUCUCUCCAAUGCAUGGGCAGGGGCAGCCGGGGGAGAGCGUCAAAGCGGAAGCACUGUGCUCCUGGACUGCAAAGAAGGAUAACCACUUAAACUUUUCCAAAAAUGACAUCAUCGUUGUACUGGAGCAGCAGGAAAACUGGUGGUUUGGGGAAGUCCGAGGACAGAAAGGCUGGUUCCCGAAAUCUUACGUUAAAAUUCUUCCUGGCGCUGAUACAAAAGCUGCAGAGCCAGAACCCAUCUAUGCGGCAGUGAAGAAGAAGCCGGCUAGUUCCCCCGUAACUGGAGAAGAGUAUGUGGCCCUGUAUACCUACUCAAGCGCAGAGCCUGGAGAUCUCUAUUUCAAUGAAGGAGACUUCAUCCUAGUGACCCAGAAAGAUGGCGAAUGGUGGACGGGCAGAAUAGAAGACAGGACAGGCAUUUUCCCAUCAAACUAUGUGCGAGUCCGAGACCAGGAGGUUUCCAGUGGCGCGGGCAAAUCCGGAACAUUAACCAAAAAGCCUGAGAUAGCCCAGGUGACUACCACUUACACUGCCACCGGCACAGAGCAACUCAGCUUGGCACCAGGCCAACUUAUCCUCAUCCAAAAAAAGAAUCCCUCGGGAUGGUGGCAAGGAGAGCUGCAGGCGAGAGGCAAGAAACGGCAAAAGGGCUGGUUCCCGGCGUCGCAUGUUAAAUUACUCGGACCAAAUAAUGAAAAAGCUGCUCCUGCCUUCAAUCCAGUGUGCCAGGUGAUAGCCAUGUAUGACUACAUCGGCAAAAAUGAAGAUGAGCUUCACUUCAACAAAGGGCAACUUAUCAAUGUGCUAAAUAAAGAUGACGUUGAUUGGUGGCAAGGCGAAAUCAAUGGAGUGACUGGCCUCUUUCCUUGCAACUACGUCAAGAUGACCACGGAGAGUGAUCCCAGCCAGCAGUGGUGUGCCGACCUACAUACACUGGAUACCAUGUUGCCCAUGGAGCGAAAGCGCCAGGGCUAUAUACACGAGCUGAUCCAAACAGAAGAGAGGUACAUGGAUGACCUUCAACUUGUGGUAGAGGUUUUUCAGAAACCGAUGUCUGAGUCUGGCUCUUUAACCGAAGGAGAGAUGGGCAUGAUAUUUGUAAAUUGGAAGGAACUGAUCAUGUCCAACACCAAGUUACUUAAAGCCCUGAGGGUCCGUAAGAAGACUGGGGGAGAGAAGAUGCCAGUUCAGAUGAUAGGGGACAUACUGGCUACAGAGCUGUCGCACAUGCCGGCCUACAUCCGAUUCUGCAGCUGUCAGCUCAACGGCGCUGCUCUACUGCAGCACAAGACUGACGAGGAUGCCGAUUUUAAGGACUAUCUAAAGCGACUGGCCAUGGACUCCCGCUGUAAGGGAAUGCCCCUGUCCAGCUUCCUACUGAAACCAAUGCAAAGGAUAACCCGCUAUCCUCUAAUUAUAAAAAAUAUCCUUGAAAACACCCCUGAAUCUCACCCUGACCACAGUAACCUGAAGUUUGCGCUGGAUCGAGCAGAGGAGCUGUGCUCUCAGGUCAAUGAAGGGGUGAGGGAAAAGGAGAACUCGGACAAGCUGGAAUGGAUUCAGAGUCAUGUUCAGUGUGAAGGUCUCAUUGAGCAGAUCAUAUUUAACUCUCUUACAAACUGCCUGGGGCCCCGAAAAUUGCUGCACAGCGGCAAAGUGUACAAGACAAAGAGCAACAAGGAGCUGUUCGGUUUCCUCUUUAAUGACUUCCUUCUUCUCACCUACAUGGUCAAGCAGUUUGUGUCUUCAGGGUCAGACAGGCUCUUCAGCCCUAAAACCACUGCCCAGUACAAGAUGUACAAAACGCCAAUCUUCUUAAAUGAAGUGCUAGUGAAAUUGCCAAGUGACCCUUCUAGCGACGAACCUGUUUUUCAUAUCUCCCACAUUGACAGAGUCUACACACUCAGGACUGACAACAUCAAUGAAAGAACGGCCUGGGUUCAGAAGAUCAAAGCUGCCUCUGAGAAUUUCAUUGACACGGAGAAGAAGAAGAGGGAGAAAGCAUAUCAAGCACGCUCUCAGAAGUCUUCAGGGAUUGGCCGCCUGCUGGUGCAUGUGAUUGAGGCAACAGAAUUAAAGGCCAGUAAACCUAAUGGGAAGAGCAACCCGUACUGCGAGGUCAGCAUGGGCUCCCAGAGCUACACCACCCGCACCCUGACUGACACCCUCAGCCCCAAGUGGAAUUUCAACUGUCAGUUCUUCCUUAAGGAUCUGUAUCAGGAUGUUCUGUGUAUCACUGUGUUUGACCGUGAUCAGUUUUCCCCUGAUGAUUUUCUGGGUCGAACUGAAGUUCCUGUAGCCAAGAUACGAACUGAGCAGGAGGGCAAAGUUCCGGCCACCAAGCGGCUACUGCUGCACGAGGUGUCGACAGGAGAAGUGUGGGUGCGCUUUGACCUGCAGCUCUUUUAGCAGAGAUUUGGCUCCAUUAAUCUGCUGGACAUUACUGAAACGGAAAUCCACUCGAGAAAGAGCUGACACUCUGCUGUGAUCCUCCCGCAACACCGACUGUCCCUGCUGAUUAGUUCACUGUUGGCUCCACCUGUGCAACUCUAGUUCUGCAGGACCACCAGUAGCCAUUGGAUCACUGUGCCUUCACAUAGCAAUACUGCACCGCUUUGCGCCUUUCUUUUUUUUUUUUAAAAAAAACAAAUGGCAACAUUUUUUAGGGUAAUUUUUAUUGUUUCUGGUGCCAGAAAAAAAUCAAGCUGACUGUAGUUUGUUUUUGUUGGGGGGGAGGGGGAGCGGUGCCACAACCCCUAGAGCUGCUGAUAUAGAUGUAGGCAUCGCUGGAAGGCGGGGGGAAGAUGUCACUAACUAUGGAAUAUGCCACCUGCAACUCUCAAGGUAUAGAGAUUAGACUGUUGUUAAUAUAUAUCUUUAUUAUUUCUCUGGAGAAAUCCCUGGAUUAAUUCAUUUUCUCUCUCUCUCUCAAAACUUGGCAUCUGAAGACCUUACAUUAGCCUACAAGCUUCCCCAUGAGUCUCUGUCUCUCUGUCUCUGUCUCUGUCUCUGUCUCUGUCUCUCUCUCUCUCUCUCUCUCUCUCUCUCUCUCUCUCUCUCUCUCUCACACUCACACUCACACACACACACACACACACACAAAGACCUUACAUUAGCCUACAAGCUUCCCCAUGAGUCUCAGUCUCUCUCUCUCUCUCUCUCUCUCUCUCUCUCUCUCUCUCUCUCUCUCUCACACACACACAAAGACCUUACAUUAGCCUACAAGCUUCACCAUGGGACUCUCUUUUCUAUCUCUGACACCUGAAGACCUUACAUUAGCCUACAAGCUUCCCCAUGAGUCUCUCUCCUCUCUCUCUCUCGACACCUGAAGACCUUACACUAGCCUACAAGCUUCCCCAUGGGACUCUCUCUCUCUCUCUCUCUCUGCCACCCAAAGACCUUACAAUAGCCUACAAGCUUCCAUGGGAAGAGGAUUUAGGAGGACCUGUUAAAAGUGCAUUAUUGGCAAAAGGUUUUGUAUUAUAUGGAAAGCUAUAGAGACAUACAGAUAUAUAUAUAUAAUGUGCACAUUCUAUUCCAAACACUGUAAGGGUUAUAAUAGAGUUAUUUAAGGGAUGUGAUUUUGUGAUGGACAAAACAAGUGAUCUUGAGAAGGCUUCGGAGGCCGUGUUGGCACAUGGGUUGUAAGAAAUGUAUAGAAUGUUGGUGAUUUCUCCAAAUACAUCAAGGCCUGGAUUUUUCUGUGAUUUUACUUAAAGGAGGCCUGGAUUUUUCUGUGAUUUUACUUAAAGGGGAACUAUUGCAAAAAUGAAAA
This is a messenger RNA of Xenopus laevis (African clawed frog), 6948 nucleotides long. It is a transcript of the gene itsn2.L, whose product is annotated as intersectin 2 L homeolog. Gene Ontology annotation, biological process: intracellular signal transduction; positive regulation of Rho protein signal transduction. The transcript has 39 exons. Lineage: Eukaryota; Metazoa; Chordata; Amphibia; Anura; Pipidae. Gene Ontology annotation, molecular function: guanyl-nucleotide exchange factor activity; calcium ion binding. Gene Ontology annotation, cellular component: synapse; cytoplasm. The record is from RefSeq and is a predicted model, not a curated record. The coding region runs from base 267 to 5582 and encodes 1771 amino acids.